AUGUUUUUGGGCUUGGAAAUACCCAAUGCGGCACGUGAGUCGGAGGAUGAUGCGAAAUCAAGCUCGAGUGUGAUCAUGUCAUCGGACAAAUACUCACCAUCGAAGAAAGGACUGUCGGCGCAAAGUUCGCUGGACACCAAAUCGGUGUCGUCACAAUCGUCACAACAACGCUAUGCCAGCCCACAAAUAACCGUCAUUAGUGAUGAAGGUCCAGCGAGCAUAUACCAUCCGGGCGGUGUGGUGCUGCCACCCGGUGUUGUAAUACCCGGCACCAGCAGACGCCUAUCUAAACAGGGCGGCUCAUUUGAUAGCGCCGUGGGUGCGGUGCAUGUGCAUACACCCGAAUGUGCGCAUCAUGCGCACACGCCCAGUCGGGCGGGUAGCCCCAGCACCACGGAAUGCGAUUUUCAUUGUUGUGCGUUGCAUGAGGAGGGACGCAAGAUAGCCGUGCAUAAAAGUGUGGCCACGUCGCCCAUACAGGAUGGCACAACGAGUCCCCAGCCGCAGCAACAAGCGACGCUAUCAAUGUCAUCGGUUGUGGAUCCUAUGAUGGGCGGCAGCAUGCAGCGACGCUCAUCGGGCGUCAAGGGCCAUGUACGCUUUCUGGAUAUUGCGCCGGAGCGUGAUAGCUCCGAGAGCGAAACAGAGAAUACCGUCAUGGAGGAUGAUAAGACGACGACUGAGAAAUUCCUGCUGCUAAUCGAUCAGCUGUCUGUCGAUCAGAAACGACAUCUCAGCAUCAAAGAUAUCGGCAUCAUAUUGGAGCGGCUCAAUUCGAAGAUACUCGACGUGGAGCGCCUGGAUCGAGAAUCGGAGGAAGUUGGUUCAAGCGAUUGUUUGGAGGUGUAUUGA
Messenger RNA from Anastrepha ludens (Mexican fruit fly), 852 nucleotides. RefSeq lists its product as uncharacterized. The record is from RefSeq and is a predicted model, not a curated record. The transcript is spliced from 2 exons. Bases 1 to 852 code for a protein of 283 amino acids. Lineage: Eukaryota; Metazoa; Arthropoda; Insecta; Diptera; Tephritidae.